Rosa chinensis is the source of this 1563-nucleotide messenger RNA. Its product is annotated as splicing factor 3B subunit 2-like. Gene Ontology annotation, cellular component: precatalytic spliceosome; catalytic step 2 spliceosome; U12-type spliceosomal complex. NCBI's taxonomy places the organism in Eukaryota, Viridiplantae, Streptophyta, Magnoliopsida, Rosales, Rosaceae. The transcript has a single exon. The coding region runs from base 1 to 1563 and encodes 520 amino acids. Gene Ontology annotation, biological process: mRNA splicing, via spliceosome. The record is from RefSeq and is a predicted model, not a curated record.
AUGACGACUACAGAGACACUCUGGCAGCAUCCAAAUGGUGCCUUAGUGAACAAUGAUGAUCCUCCACAGCUUUUUGAGCAAGUUGAAAUUGAAUAUGUUCCAGAGCAAUUAGCAGAGUUAAACGAUGGCAUGUAUGCAGACUUCAAACAAAUAUUCGAAUACUUCACAUUCAAGGACGCUGCGGGUGUUGAAGAGGAAAAGAAAGAUGAUGUCCAUCACUCUCAAGAAGACUCAAAUUCAGAAGAGGAUAAUCAACAAAAACAAGAAAAGGGCGUUUCAAACAAGAAGAAAAAGCGCGUGAAGAUGAACAUUGCGGAACUGAAACAGAUGUGUGCAAGGCCUGAUGUUGUUGAGGUGUGGGACGCAACUGCAGCUGAUCCUAAGUUGCUGGUGUUUCUGAAAUCAUACCGGAACACAGUACAGGUGCCAAGGCAUUGGAGCCAGAAGAGGAAAUACUUACAGGGAACACGUGGUGUCAAAAAGCAACCUUUUCAGCUCCCUGAUUACAUUGCUGCUACCGGAAUUGAGAAACUCCGACAGGCGUACAAUGAGAAAGAAGAUAACAAGAAGUUGAAGCAAAAGCAACGAGAAAGAAUGCAGCCAAAGAUGGGCAAGAUGGACAUUGAUUACCAGGUACUUCAUGAUGCCUUUUUCAAGCAUCAGGUAAAGCCAAAGCUCACAACAGUUGGUGAUCUGUACUACGAAGGGAAAGAGUUUGAUCAGGUGACACUGAUGGAUCAGAUGAAGCCGGGUGCCAUGUUGUCACAUGAACUACAAGAAGCUCUUGGUAUGUCAGAGGGUGCUCCUCCGCCGUGGCUCAUUAGUAUGCAGAGAUAUGGUCCUCCACCAUCAUAUCCACAUCUGAAAAUCCCGGGGUUGAACGCUCCUAUCCCCGGCGGAGCUAGCUUUGGUUACCAUCCGGGUGGCUGGGGAAAGCCUCCUGUUAAUGAAUAUGGCCGACCUUUGUAUGGGAACGUUUUUGGUGUUGAGCAAACUAAUCAUGAGGAAGAGCCAGUUGAAAAGAUGAAGCAUUGGGGUGAGUUGGAGGAAGAAGAGGAAGAGAAAGAAGAGAUUGAGAAAGAAAAAGAUUUAGAGGAUGAUAUGGAAUCUGUAGAUAGCUUUUCAAGUGGCGGAGCUGAUCAGACAGUACCCGAUGUGAUCGAGCUGCGGAAGCAGCAGAGAAAAGAAACAGCUGAAAGGCCUUUGUACCAAGUACUUGAAGAGAAAGAAGAAAGAGUUGCUGCAGGGGCAUUGCUCGGAACAACUCACACGUAUGUUGUUGGCAGCAACAGCAGCCGAGACGACAAGGCAGGAGCGAAAAGGGUGGAUCUGCUCAGGUGUCAUAAAGCAGAUAAAGUGGAUGUGACUCUACAACCUGAAGAGUUGGAAGCUAUGGAGAAUGUGUUACCUGAGAAGUAUCAACAAGCCAGGGAGGAGGAGAAGAUGCGUAGUCAGCCGGAGGAUUUUAGUGACAUGGUUGCGGAGAACGAGAAGCAGAGGAAGCGUAAGAUGCAGGAAAAGGAAGCCAAAUCCAACAAGAAGCAGAAGGAUUUUAAGUUCUAG